Strongyloides ratti is the source of this 2676-nucleotide messenger RNA. RefSeq names its product Transforming growth factor-beta receptor-associated protein 1. Bases 1 to 2676 code for a protein of 891 amino acids. Lineage: Eukaryota; Metazoa; Nematoda; Chromadorea; Rhabditida; Strongyloididae. The record is from RefSeq and is a predicted model, not a curated record. Gene Ontology annotation, molecular function: protein binding. Gene Ontology annotation, cellular component: cytoplasm; membrane. Gene Ontology annotation, biological process: endosomal vesicle fusion; vesicle-mediated transport; autophagy. The transcript is spliced from 2 exons.
AUGAUGACUGAUGAGCUUGUUCUUCGUCGACUACUGGAAUUACCAUAUGAAUUAACAUAUAUAUGUUGUAGAAAAUUAAAAGAUGAAAUAUUUGCCGGUAGUACGAUAGGAACUUUAAUGAUUUUUGCAAGAAUUAAAAACGGUGAAAGAGGAUACGAGUCAAAAGAAUAUGUAAAAGCAAUAGAUGAAAAAAGACAACCAAUAUUAAAAUUAUGUAUAUCAGAAGAAUGUAAAAUAGUUGUUAUAUUAUAUGAAAACCAAAUAGUUGUACGAGAUUUAGAUGAUUGUAGUAUAAUUUACUGUCAAAUUAAGAAAUUUAAAAAAUUAACAGCAAUGGAUUGUUACUAUGAUAAUGAUAAGGGGAAAUUGUGUUUGAGUGUUGGAGAUGAUAAAAUGAUAAAAUUUUUUGAGUGGACUAAUAAUACUUUUACAUAUAUGAAUGUAAAUUUAAAACCAAAAGAAUUUUUGGAAACACCUACUUCUAUUCAAUGGUGUGGAAAGACUGGAAUUUUAAUUUUUGUUGUAAAAAAAGAAUUUUUUUAUGCUAAUAUUUUUGGUAAUUAUAAAGAUGAAAAAAUUUGUAUCUCUUUAAAAAAAGAUAUUAAAUCAAGAGAAGCAUCUCUUUUAAUUUAUCUUGAUGAUUUAAAUUUAAUAGGAUGUAUUCAAGGAUAUUCUAUUUAUUUUAUUAGUUCCAUUGAACCAUUUUCAAAUAAAACUAGAGAAAUAAAAUUUACAGAAGAAAUAAUUUAUGCAUUUUAUUCAAUGCCUUAUAUAAUGGUUGUAACAAAAAAUGGACGAUUAGAAAUUAGGUGUCUUCAGAGUUCUGUAGUUAUCCAAAGUAAGGUAAUGCCAACACGUAUUUUUAUUAUAUGUUCAAACAAACCUGGUAUAUGUUUAUGUGCAUCAAAUAAAUUUAUUUAUGAAUUAGAUGGUAGAAAAAAUUCAAUAAAGUCAAUUGAAAAACAUAAAAAUGAAAAAAAUUUUGAUUUAGCUGUAAAAUUAUGUGAUGUUUAUGGUAUAACAGAAAAUGAAAAAUUUGAAAUAAGGAGAGCUCAAGCAUUUGAAUAUUUUAAAUUAAAAGAUUUCAAAGAAUGUAUGAAAGUAGUUAAGAAUAUGAAUCUUGAGGUACUACAAUUGCUCCAAAUGUUCAUACGAUAUUUACCUUAUAAUGAUUAUCCUUAUGAAUUGAAUGAAAAUAAUGAUAUUGAUAAUACAAAUUUAAAAGAACCACUUGAUGGAGAAGAUUUAAAAAAACUUUUAAUUGAAUUAAUAGAUUAUUUAGUUGAUUUAAGGCAUAAAUAUCUUAAUGUUGUGUUAGCAUAUGAAAAUUACAAUGGAAAAUAUACAGAAGAAGAAUACCAACUUGCCAGAAGAUAUCUUGUAGUAGUUGAUACAUCAGUAGUUCAAUGUUACCUACAUUUAGAUUCAAUAAUGGUAAAAUCAUUUUUAAGAUCAAGAAAUUUUUGCAACUUUGAAUGUAUAGAAGAUUUGUUAAAAGAUUUAGAAAAAUAUGAUUUGUUAUAUUUACAUUAUAAAAAUGCAAAUAAACACGAUGAUGCUUUGACUGUUCUUCAACAUUUAUAUCAAAAAGAAGAAAGUGAUUUUAGUGAAAUUGAUACAAUGAUAGAAUAUUUAAAAGAACUUGGAAAUAAAGAAAUAGAAACAAUUUUAAAAUAUGCCAAAUGGGUUUUUUCUAUUGAUGAGAAGAAAGGUUUAGAAAUUUUUAUUGAUGAAACCAAUGAAUAUGAGGAAGUUAAGCUAUUUGAUAGAGCUAGAAUAAAUGAAUUUUUGACUGACUAUGAUAUUCGACUAAGUAUCCAAUAUUUAGAAUUCAUAAUUAAUGUAUGGAAUGAUGACAAUAUUACAUUUAGUGAAUAUCUUGGUUCUUUAUAUCGUCUUCGAAUAGAUGAACUUCGUAAAGAUUAUACUCAUAUAUGUAAAGAUGAUGAUAAAUUUAUUGUAGCUGGUGAGGAAGAAGGUGAGCUUGGAGAAUUAAGAAAAAAAUUUAUAAAAUUUUUAAAUGAAAAUAAUUUAUAUACACCAAGAAAAAUGUUAGACUUAUUAAAAUCUGACUAUUUUUAUGAAGAAAAAGCUAUUGUAUAUAGAAAAAUGAAAAAACAUAAAAACGCUUUAUGUAUUUAUAUUUCAAUUUUAAAAUUAUACGAUGAAGCUGAUAAAUAUUGUGAAAUGUAUUAUGAUCAAAAAGAUCUUGAUGAUAAGGAUCUUUUCAAUUUAUUAUUUGAAGGAUACUUGAAACCGUUUGAUCCAAGCAUUGUUGGUAUAUCUUCAGAUAGAGGAUUAAAAGGAACAAUAAAUAUUUUAAGAGGGCUAAAUGUUUUAGAAAAACAUGCAGAUAAAAUAAACAUAACAAAAGCGAUAUCAAUGAUUCCUGAUGAUAUUGAUGUAAAUAAAUUAAAUAAUGUCUUUACAGCUAUAAUAAAAUGUAAAAAUGAACAAUGUGAUGAUAUUGUUUUUGAAUCAGCAAUAACAAAAUCCUCCUACACUCAUUAUAGAGAGGAAUUGAAGAAACGUAAGAAAGUUCAUUUUAAAAUAGAAACUGGAACAAAAUGUUUUUCUUGUAACAAAGGGAUUAGAGAUAGUGCAUUUGUUGUUAAUGAAGAUGGAGGUAUUUAUGAUUAUGGAUGUUAUACUAAAUUAUCGUACAAUUUAGAUUAA